Molecule: messenger RNA, 486 nt
Organism: Colletotrichum fioriniae
Lineage: Eukaryota; Fungi; Ascomycota; Sordariomycetes; Glomerellales; Glomerellaceae
Source: RefSeq, a predicted model, not a curated record
AUGGCUUCUUCCCUGGACGUCCUGGAAGUCGAUCUUGCCAUAGCCGACUUCGACCAGAUCGAGAUCUGCCAGCUGAAGGACGCUCUGGGCCGAGCUGAAGAUCUUAUCAAUCGUCUUGAGGAGCUGAAAGAUGUCGACCAGACGCAGAUAGUUCAGCUACAGGCCCACAUCGACGAGCUGGGGAAGACGAUCGAGGCCGUACAAGAAGAGAACAGUCGUCUCAAGGAGCGGAACCAACAGAUUCUUGGCAAUACCCAAGAGCCCCGCCAGCCGGCUCACGGGCCUUAUUCACAUCAUCAAUCCGACACCAGCCGUACGACUAUGUUGGCCGUGGCCUCAGAGUCCGCCUCAGCAUCGCCUGACGAGGAUACCGCUGUCGAUCUGGAAGACUUGGAUAUGGAUGACGCCGUUAAGGACGGCUACCUCUCUGUCUCUGACAGCGGAUUCGAAGAUGUUAGCUCUGAGACCGGUUCCGAUUCUAUCUGA